GAUGAUGUUUCCUUUUAAUACUCCUUAUAAUUAUUUAUUAAAUUGGGCAUUUGUUUGUUUUGCUAUUCCAUGGCUUUAUAGCUAUUUUAAUGAGCAACACAGAUUGACUACAAUGCCUGUUGAACAGGCAAUGUUGAAAGCUUGGGAGAAUUUUAUUGCCCAACCUUCAAUUAAAUUUCGUAAAGUUAUUGUUGGUAUAAAUUGUAAUGUUGACGUCAUUGUUUCGGGAGUAUCUGACCUUUAUGAAGUUUUUGUUCAUUUCUUUACACGUGGAGCGCCUGCUGAGCGUUUUAUGGCUAAUGAUUUAACUUUUGACAAAAUUGUUUCUGCUAUUGAAGAUAAUCAAUUACAUGCACAACAUUAUAUUGGUGGAAAUGCUGCACUUAUGGCUCAAAAAAUUGCUUCAGCUUUUCCAUAUGCAACCCCUUAUUUAGUUGGACCUAUAGGCCCUCGUAGUCAAGCACUUCUCCAUCCUUCAAUUGUCCGUAACAAUUUUACUAGAAUUGUUCAAGAUGAAAUGCACGUUAUUUUGGAAUAUAAACAGGGAGAAAUACUUGGAGAAUAUGUUGCUCCAGCAAGUUCUAGAUUUAUUAUUUCACAUGACCAAUUUAGUGGAAGCGCUAUGGUAAUUGAAAUGUUUUUUAAAGCAAUAAUGCAAUUUAGACCUGAUUUAAUUAUUUUUUCUGGUAUUCAUAGUAUGGAAGCACAGAUAAUUCCAAAUGUUGAUUCUCUUGGUAUUAAUGAACAAGAAUUAACUUUUCUUUCAAGAGUUGGUGGAGGACCUUUUAAAGAACAAUAUCCAAUAAGUGCAGGGACUCUACAUGCUUAUAAAGCAGUAGAAAUGCUUUAUUGGUUACUUUCAAAUUAUGGACAUGAUAGAAAUAAUCCAGAAAGUAAAAAUUAUAAUCAACGUCUUCAACGAAUCCAUUUUUAUUCCCUCACUUAUCACAUUAUGGUUAGUAAAGGCCCAGAUUGGUCGAAUUUAGCAGCAGGUUUAGCUGCAGGUGCUCGAUUAGCUGGUCGUCAAUCUUGUAAUUUGGCAUUGUCUUCUGGUAGAGCAACUGAUUUUGAUAAAUUAGAAAUUCGUUCAAGUCAAACUGUUUUAUUAGACAAACGAGUCAAUAAAGUAUUUAAAUUUAAUCCGCACAGUCCACUUGCCUCGUGGAUGCGCGGUGACCUUGUAUUUAUUUACACUCCUGUUUUUGUUUGUAAAUUUCCUCAACACACUGUUGGAGUAGAUGAUGCAAUUGCUGCUUCUGCCCUUCUUUAUUCACAAUUUUUUAAAUUAGAGAGGAAAAAUUGGUAA
This is a messenger RNA of Meloidogyne enterolobii, 1306 nucleotides long. Lineage: Eukaryota; Metazoa; Nematoda; Chromadorea; Rhabditida; Meloidogynidae. The record is from the annotation of a GenBank genome assembly.